CAUUCAAUCAUCGCAUUUUCGUGCGGCGCUGAGCGUAACUAGUUCGCGAUUUUUGUUAUUCCACAAUUUUUCCUCCAGUAGUGAAUUGAACUUGGCCCAAUUACACGAUCAACCAAACGAAGAUGAACGUCGAGGAGCUUUACGAUAUCUACAACACGCUCAAAGAUGCUGGCGACAAAAUCUCCGAGCAUUCAAAGGAAUAUGAAAAAGUUAUCAAGGCAACACGGCUUGGUCCAAAGGAAAAGAAACUUAGCACAGAUAUUAUCAAAACAUUCUUUUCAUCUUUCCCAGCACAACAAUCAAAAGCUCUCAGUGCAAUCUUUGACUUGUGUGAAGAUGAAGACAAAAAUAUUCGAAUUGGUGCAAUGAAAGCUCUUCCAUCUUUUUGCAAUGACACAUUAUCUCAUCUGGUGAAAAUCACUGAAGUGAUGGGACAAAUGCUGGGAGUUGAUGAUCCCACUGAACAGACAUGUGCUACCAAUGCUUUCUAUGAAGUAUUGAAGAAAGAUCCAGUAUCAGUCAUAAAUAAUGUAUUUCUGAUCAUUCAAAGUCCAGAUCUGCUACCCAUUGCGAGAUAUAGAUGUAUUCAGUUUAUUUUGACAAAAGUUAAACAAUUAGAUUCCAGUAUAAUGACUACUGAGGUUCAGGAUUUGAUGAUUACAAAUAUUAAAGUUGCAUUAAAUAAUUGUAUUGCUGACGAGUUUGUAUUGCUAAUAAGUUACUUGGUAUCAACGAAUUUAGUAAAGUCGUUUGUUGGACAACAGGAAAUCACUCAAAUUAUUCUGCAGCAGAUCGAAAUUGACAAGGACUUUAAGCCGUAUCAAGCGAAUGGAAAGGCUCACUUCACAAAUCGUCUUGUAACUUGCGUCAAAUUUAUCUUGCCAUUUUUUUCUGCUAAAAAUGAAUCAACACAGUUAGUUAAAUAUUAUUGCGAUAAAGUUUUGGAUCAAUGGGAGGCGAUCGGCGCUUUGAAUAACGGAAUUCAAUAUCAAACAGGUAUUGCACAGCAAUUGGCGAUAAUGGCACCGUUUUGCGGCAGUUUGGAAAAUCCAACGAAACAAGUUGAGACCAUCUUUAAUGUAUUACAGUUGUACAUGCCGCAACCACCAGAGAACACAUCCAGCAACGAAAUGCCCGAGUUCAACUUCUCCAUCGUCGAAUCUUUGCUCUGCGCAUUCCACGCGCUUGCCCGUCAGUGUCCAGAGUUCCUCACUGAAGACCCAGCACGUUUGAAAGACUUCCGCGCGCGAUUACUGUAUUUCUCCCGCGGCAUACAGGGCUGCAAAAAGGUGUUGAGCCUCAACGCCACGGAUAAAGUAUUCAACGCCGAAGAGAAACGUAUCCGCGAGAUGUGCCCGCAGCUGCUCACGAAUAUUCAAACGCUUGUCAAAGACUUAUUUUACACGCCGCCUGUCUACAAAUGCAAGAUAACACUUUCGUUUACCAAAAAAGAGGAGGCGUCCGCGAAGGCGGCGGCGGAGCAGAAGCCUGUGGUGGAGGCGGUUGCGGCGGUCGGGAAUAAACGGCACGUGCCGAUCACGUUCGAAAAUAGUAGUAACGGCGCGUCCCAUCAAAAUGCGAAGCGCGGCGGCUUCACCGGCGACAAGAAGAUCUACACGCCGCCGAGUGGUAAGUUCAGUCAGAAUUUCCAACGCGGGCGUGGCGGCGGCUGGUAUAGAGGAGGGCGAGGGCGCGGCGGCUACAGGGGUGGCUACCGCAACUGAUGGUAGGUGGGUUUUGUUUGUGUGUAUGUGUGCGAGGUUGGCAAGAGGUAAAAGAGUACAAGGUUCGUAAGUAUUCAUCGAUUCUAUUAAUGAUGUUUGAUUCAUUUGAUUAUUACCUAUGAGGCGGCUUGAAUUUUUCGUUAUUUGCUAGCCUAGUCAUUCAAUUUCUUCGAGUUUGAUUCAAAACUUUAAAUUCAUUCUAGUUUUUGGCACAUAAAUAAAUUAUGAGUGUUUUUCAGUUUAUAUAGAUACUUUUAUACUGACGUAAUUUUACUGGAUUAGAAAUUUACAAAUUAUUGUAAAUAUUAGAGAAUUUUCAAUAUAUAAUCCUGGAAAUUUAGAUUCUAGCUGUACUGUCACACAAAUGAUUCGAGAGUUCUAUGGGAUGAAUGUUUGGUUUGACUGUCGCUUAAAUUGUGUUUGCAUAUUUAACCGUUCUCUUUAGGAAUCAUCCUCCGAUCAACCAAAACCAACGUACCGACCGCCCCCAAUCGCCAUAGAUUGUACAUACAAUUUCGUGUGCUUUUACAGGCAAGCGCUAAAUGGUUGAUUUCUCUUAAAUAAUUGGCGCAUUGGUAUCUUCAAACAUGUUAAUCAUGCGUAUUGCAACAAUUCGACAAAAGUAAUUUGUACCUAGCUAUACUUCUUAUUAUAAAGUUCAUCUAUAACAUAAACAAA
Messenger RNA from Dalotia coriaria, 2402 nucleotides. It is a transcript of the gene cass, whose product is annotated as apoptosis inhibitor cassowary. Gene Ontology annotation, molecular function: RNA binding. Lineage: Eukaryota; Metazoa; Arthropoda; Insecta; Coleoptera; Staphylinidae. The transcript is spliced from 6 exons. Gene Ontology annotation, cellular component: nucleus. The coding region runs from base 123 to 1724 and encodes 533 amino acids. The record is from RefSeq and is a predicted model, not a curated record. Gene Ontology annotation, biological process: negative regulation of apoptotic process.